CCUAAAUUGUGGCCGGGCUACUUUUAUGUGAGUACGACUCGAGUUAUGUGCAUGAUUUGGGCCAAUUUUAUGCCCGGCCAACACUAACCAACCUAUCAGCACUAAGACAGAUAAACCAAUAACAUGACACAGGAAAAACAUCUUUACCAGGGAAAAAAUUAAUAGUCUAGUGGAAAGGUAAAUCAUUUAGCUGAGCAUUUCUUUUUCAGGUGGACUGAAUCAAUGGCUUUAUUAUAUGGUGCAAGAACUGUAGUUCCUAUAGAUCUUAAGAAGAAGCCAUGGGAACAGGAACAUCCCCUUCACAACCGGUGGCACCCCGAUAUACCGGAUGUUGCAGAAGUGAAGGUUGGGGAGGUUUUCAGGGUAGAAAUGGUAGACUUCACUGGAGGUGGUAUCAAACAUGACUCCUCUGCUGAAGACAUCAAGCAUGCUGACCUUUCUGUGGUUCAUUACUUAAGUGGGCCAAUUAAAGUUUCGGAUGUAGAUGGAAUUCCGGCUAAACCAGGUGAUCUUCUCUCAGUGGAAAUAUGCAAUUUGGGUCCUCUGCCUGGGGAUGAAUGGGGAUAUACUGCAACUUUUGACAGAGAAAAUGGGGGUGGAUUUUUGACUGACCAUUUCCCUUCUGCUACUAAGGCUAUUUGGUAUUUUGAAGGGAUUUACGCGUACUCAACUCAUAUACCAGGAGUACGUUUCCCAGGUUUAACCCACCCUGGAAUAAUUGGGACUGCUCCUUCAAAGGAGCUCCUUGAUAUAUGGAACGAAAGGGAAAGCGAAGUUCAAGAAAACGGUUUGAAGUCUCUAAAGCUGUGUGAAGUUCUGCAUUCUAGACCACUAGCAAACUUGCCAUCACCCAAAGGCUGCCUAUUAGGGAAGAUAGAUAAAGGCACACCAGAAUGGGAAAGAAUUGCAAAAGAGGCAGCAAGAACAAUUCCAGGUAGAGAGAAUGGAGGAAAUUGCGACAUCAAAAAUCUUAGCAAAGGUUCAAAGAUUUACCUGCCAGUGUUUGUCGAAGGAGCUAAUCUUAGCACAGGUGAUAUGCACUUCUCUCAAGGGGAUGGUGAAGUCUCUUUCUGUGGCGCAAUUGAAAUGAGCGGCUUUCUUGAACUCAAGUGUGACAUUAUAAGAGGAGGAAUGAAGGAGUAUCUCACACCAAUGGGUCCAACUCCCCUGCAUGUAAACCCCAUCUUCGAGAUAGGACCAAUUGAACCAAGGUUCUCAGAAUGGUUGGUAUUCGAGGGCAUUAGUGUUGAUGAGAGUGGAAGGCAACACUACCUUGAUGCAAGUGUCGCUUAUAAGCGUGCAGUACUCAAUGCCAUUGAUUACCUCUCCAAAUUUGGUUACUCAAAGGAACAGGUCUAUCUCCUGCUAUCUUGCUGCCCUUGUGAAGGAAGAAUCUCUGGCAUAGUUGACUCCCCAAAUGCUGUUGCCACCCUUGCAAUACCAACAGCCAUCUUUGAUCAGGACAUUCGACCUAAAAGCAGAAGGAUUCCUGUCGGCCCAAGGUUAGUGAGGAAACCAGAUGUCUUGAAAUGCACUUAUGAUGGUAACUUGCCUAUUACAAGAAACCCAGCUGCUUCAACAUGACUAAUGCAAGCAGAAAACAUAACUACUCUUGAGCAGGCCCUUUUUCACAGUAGUUAUAGGAUGUUCAAAAGAAAUGAAUGGGCAAACUUGCACCAUUCAACUUCUUUUUUUUUACAAAAAUCUCAUACUCUCUCUAUGUUAUCAGUUUAAAAUAAACAUUUAGAAAGAAAGCUAAAUAAUUUCUUUUUGUGCAGCAAAAGGAUGGAAAUGCUACAUUGAUGCUAAUUCCAAAAAAGCAUGACCAAAUUUACUUGCACUAGCUUUUAAGAAUACAUUAAUCAUCCUAAAUUUGACAAGAUCAGAAGACGCAAAAUAAAUCUUCAACGUAUGUAUGCAUGAUGAUUGAUAAAUUAAAAUAAAUAAAAAGGGCUACGUAACAGCAGAGCUUCAGUAGUAUUUGGAAAGUGUCCUGUGGUGAAUGAGAGAAGGUAACUGAAUGCUAUAAGACCAUAAGCCAAUGAUCCAGCUCGCUCAGCUCCUGUUAUAAAAACUCGUCAACUACAAGGAGAGGAACGAGGAGUAGGAAUUUCAUGGUAUAGAAGCUUAGUGUAAUAGUGUUUGUAAGGAUACUCUUGAGUCUUGACCCUUGAGAGUGGAGAUAUAGAUUUGGGAAAUCAUUGGCACCUA
Chenopodium quinoa (quinoa) is the source of this 2211-nucleotide messenger RNA. Its product is annotated as formamidase-like. Gene Ontology annotation, molecular function: hydrolase activity, acting on carbon-nitrogen (but not peptide) bonds, in linear amides. The transcript has 7 exons. Bases 223 to 1584 code for a protein of 453 amino acids. Lineage: Eukaryota; Viridiplantae; Streptophyta; Magnoliopsida; Caryophyllales; Amaranthaceae. The record is from RefSeq and is a predicted model, not a curated record.